This is a messenger RNA of Ipomoea triloba (trilobed morning glory), 3310 nucleotides long. RefSeq names its product GPI ethanolamine phosphate transferase 1. Bases 132 to 3092 code for a protein of 986 amino acids. Gene Ontology annotation, molecular function: mannose-ethanolamine phosphotransferase activity. Gene Ontology annotation, biological process: GPI anchor biosynthetic process. Gene Ontology annotation, cellular component: endoplasmic reticulum membrane. NCBI's taxonomy places the organism in Eukaryota, Viridiplantae, Streptophyta, Magnoliopsida, Solanales, Convolvulaceae. The record is from RefSeq and is a predicted model, not a curated record. The transcript has 18 exons.
AGCCUAGAGGAAGCUCGAAAACCGGAGCCGGUCAAGGUGAUUUAUACUAAAAAAAAAAGGUUUAUACACGUCGGAGCAUGUUUCUACUAGGAGAUCCGGCGAGACAUUGAAAUCCGGAGAAGGGUUAAGCAAUGAGAGGCGAUGGGAUCUUAGGAGUGAAAGGCGUCCAAGGAAAGAGAUCAGAGCGAAGCGUCGUCACAGAGAGGAAAAAAUGGCUCAAAAGGAGAGAGAAAUGGCUGGUGAUUGUGGGAAUAGUUUUGCACGCAGUUUACAUGCUCAGCAUCUUCGACAUUUACUUCAAAACUCCUAUUGUUCACGGCAUGGACCCCGUCACUCCUCGCUACUCUGCUCCCGCCAAGCGUCUCGUUCUCUUGAUUGCUGAUGGAUUGCGGGCCGAUAAGUUUUUUGAGCCUGAUUCAGAAGGGAAUUAUAGAGCGCCAUUUUUGAGGAGUGUGAUUAAAGAGCAAGGCCGGUGGGGAGUAUCGCAUGCUCGCCCUCCAACAGAAUCUAGGCCUGGACAUGUUGCUAUAAUUGCUGGAUUCUACGAGGAUCCUAGUGCUGUCACCAAAGGUUGGAAGGCAAAUCCAGUUGAGUUUGAUUCAGUAUUUAAUAGAAGCCGGCAUACAUUUGCUUAUGGCAGUCCUGACAUUAUUCCCAUAUUCUGUGGUGCCUUGCCGCAUAGCACUUGGAAUUCCUACCCUCAUGAUUAUGAAGAUUUUGCUACUGAUGCUUCUUUUUUGGAUGAGUGGUCACUUGAUCAAUUCCAGAGCCUCUUGAAUAGGUCUAACGAGGACCCAGAAUUGAAACAACUUCUUCAACAGGAUAAGCUUACUAUAUUUCUACACCUGCUUGGUUGUGAUUCAAAUGGUCAUGCACAUCGACCUUAUUCAUCCAUAUAUCUCAAUAAUGUUAAGGUUGUUGAUAGUAUUGCUGAAAGAGUUUACAAUCUUGUUCAGAGUUACUUCAAGGAUAAUUCAACAGCAUAUAUAUUUACCGCUGAUCAUGGGAUGAGUGAUAAAGGGAGUCAUGGAGAUGGGCAUCCUUCGAACACUGAUACUCCGCUUGUUGCUUGGGGGGCUGGCAUUGGGCAUCCCAUGCCCGACUCCCACAAUAACCAUCCCGAUAAAUCUGUUCGGUUCGUUGAUGAGCAUUUGCAUGAUACACCAACACCUUCAGAGUGGGGGCUAAAUGGUAUAUCAAGGAUGGAUGUUAAUCAAGCUGAUAUUGCACCUCUUAUGUCAACUCUUCUUGGUUUGUCAUGUCCUAUUAACUCUGUUGGCAAUUUGCCUCUUGAUUACAUUGAACUUAAUGAGGGGGAUGAAGUCGAAGCGGUGCUAGCCAAUACGAAACAAAUUCUCAACCAGUUCCUGCGCAAGUCUGAAUUAAAACAGUUGCAUUCACUUAAUUUCAAGCCUUUCAAACCACUGUCCAAUCAAUCACUAGUACUGGAUGAGAUUGAGCAUCUGAUAUCUGUCAGAGAUUAUAAAGCUGCAAUGAAGCUGUUGGAAGAUCUCAGGAGCUUGGCACUUAGCGGACUUCACUACUUUCAGACUUAUGAUUGGUUGAUGUUGAUGACUGUAAUUACUCUUGGCUAUAUUGGUUGGAUGGUCUAUAUUGUACUACAUGUUUUGGAAUCUUAUACCUCCUUACCUGAAAAAAUUUUCCGGAAGGAACAAUUCUUUGGCUUGAGGAAAAGUAGCCCAAAGGCAUAUCUUUGUGGAGGGCUGCUAAUGGGAGUAGUGUGUGUUCUUCUGCUCUAUGAACACUCUCCUCCCCUUUAUCAUGCAUAUAUUGCGAUGACAAUAUUUCUCUGGACACAAAUAUUUAGCGAGUAUAAGUUUCUUACAGCACUCUGGAGAUACUUGGGCGGCAGGAAAUGUAGUUACUUUUUGAAGCUCAUUACUACUUGUAUUUUUUCCAUCCUCAUUCUUGAACUCUUGGUGAUGAGCUUUACCGAGAGAAAAAUCUACACAUGGUGUUUCAUAACUCUGGGGGUUACCUCAUCUAUUUAUCUAUUCAAGUUGAUGCCACAGAGAUCUGGAAUACCUAUCUUUUUGUGGCUUGCAUGCUGGCUUCUAUCCGUGUUUACUCUCAUGCCUCCUGAAAUUCCAGAAAAUACUCCACUGGUAAUCACUGGUGGGCUGAUGAUUAUUUUGAUCGGUGGAGUUGCUCAAUACCUGCAAUUGCAUGCUAAAGAUAAUAAAUAUUGGCUUGGUCUCCUUGCUCAUGAUUUAAGGACGCUAAGAUUUCCAUUGCUCUUUCACUUACAGAUCAUUUUGGUUGGCUUAUCAUCUUUGAUGGUCUGGUUGUCAACAUCCCAUAGAAUGGAAAAGCAAGAGUUGCAUGGACUUCACCAGUUGAUGAAUUGGUCUAUUGCUGGUUUUGCAAUGGUCCUUCCACUUUUUUCAGCGCCUGGCCUCUUAUCUCGGCUCACUUCCAUAUUCAUUGGUUUUGCACCUCCAUUCCUACUCCUGUCAAUUGGAUAUGAAGCUCUCUUUUAUGGUGCUCUAGGCCUUGCUCUUAUCGGCUGGAUAUUUUUUGAGAAUGCUAAUCUCUACAUAAGCAAGGGGAAACUGUCAACAAAUGCAAUUGAAGCUGUGGAGGAUGGCAUUCUCCUUUCAGAGUAUGAUAGAUGUCUGCAGUUAUCAGAUAUAAGAAUCCCAUUAAUCUUUAUGGUGCUUUUCAAUGUUGCAUUUUUUGGAACUGGUAACUUUGCAAGUAUUGCAAGUUUCGAGAUAUCCUCUGUUUAUCGGUUCAUCACAAUUUUCAGUCCGUUCUUAAUGGCCGCGCUACUAAUUUUCAAAUUACUUAUACCCUUCAUUCUUGUCAUAUGUGCAUUUAGUGCAAUGACUAAGUUGAUCCGUAUUCCAUUAUUGGGAUGCUAUUUUCUUGUUAUUAUGUGCUCUGAUGUAAUGACAAUCCAUUUCUUUUUCCUGGUACGAAAUACAGGAAGUUGGAUGGAAAUUGGCAACAGCAUCAGUCAUUUUGGAAUUGUGAGUGCUCAAGUUGUGUUCGUGUUGUUGCUCUUUGCGCUCACAAACAUAUAUACAAAAGACAUCAAAAUUACGCGCACUCCACAGAAGGAAAUGUGACUCAUUGUGUGUGAUACAGAUAACAGAUGCAUGCAUAUAUUUAGCUCAACUGCUCUGCUCUGCUGAGCUUUGCAUUUUCAUUUCCAGAAAUUAAGUAAAGCAUCAGUCCUGUUUAGGUUUUCUAUAGCUUCCAAAAUUUUGUCCUUUUUAUCUAUUUGUUUCUUUAUACACUGGUUUCCUUCUAUUUCAAGUUUAAUUGCAUAUUGGUUUUGGGACUU